Molecule: messenger RNA, 2284 nt
Organism: Carassius gibelio (silver crucian carp)
Lineage: Eukaryota; Metazoa; Chordata; Actinopteri; Cypriniformes; Cyprinidae
Gene: dtl
Product: denticleless E3 ubiquitin protein ligase homolog (Drosophila)
Exons: 15
Coding region: 117-2048 (643 amino acids)
Biological process (GO): mitotic G2 DNA damage checkpoint signaling; proteasome-mediated ubiquitin-dependent protein catabolic process
Cellular component (GO): nucleus
Molecular function (GO): protein binding; protein-macromolecule adaptor activity
Source: RefSeq, a predicted model, not a curated record
ACGUCUUGACCAAUCAGAAGAACGAUGGUCGGUAUCGCGCGGAAUUCGUCUUCCGCUUUUUCAUUGUUCGCGGGAAACUGAGCAUUUCUGAAUAAAACACCUACCCUGCAGGAGCUAUGACUCUUUUCCACCAUGUUAUUGAUCGAGGCGUUAUUAAAAAAAGAUGUAAUGGUCAGCGUGGGCUCUAUCCGCUGUCCUCUCUGCUGGACGGGUACCAGUGCGCGCGACGGGACGAACACAUCUCAUACGGAGCCUCGGCUACUGCUGUGCCGCCGUUUGGAUGCACAUUUUCCUCCGCUCCUGCUCAACAGAACAGCCUCGCUGCUGCAAACGAGGAAGGGUUUGUGACCAUCUUCAGUACUGGAGAAAAACAGAGCUCUGUGCUGAAAGAGUGGCAAGCACAUGAUAAUGCAGUGUUUGAUAUUGCCUGGGUUCCUGGUGCAAACAGCUUGGUAACUGCAUCUGGUGACCAAACGGCCCGUCUGUGGGAUGUUAUUACUGGUGAUCUGUUAGGAACAUUUAAAGGACAUCAGUGCAGUCUCAAAUCAGUGGGUUUUUCCAAGCAAGAGAAAGCUGUUUUUAGCACUGGAGGCAGAGAUGGGAACAUAAUGAUUUGGGACACAAGAUGCAGUAAAAAAGAUGGUUUCUACAGGCAGGUAAAACAGAUCAGUGGUGCCCACAUGAAACCUGAGAAAUACACGCCCCAAACGAAGAAACGGCGUGGGAUGGCGCCCCCUGUGGACUCCCAGCAGGGUGUGACGGUGGUUUUGUUCUGCGAUGAGAACAAACUCAUCUCCUCAGGAGCAGUAGAUGGGAUCAUUAAAAUGUGGGAUUUGCGGAAGAGCUACACUGCAUACUACCAGAACCCGCUCCCUCUGCAGGCCUAUCCUUACCCGGGCUCCUGCACACGCAAACUAGGUUACUCUGGUCUGUCACUGGACUCCACUGGCUCCAGACUGUUCUCCAACUGUACAGAUGACAAUAUCUACAUGUUCGACAUCAGUGGAUUGAAAACAACUCCAGUUGCUGUGUUCAGCGGUCACAGUAACUCCUCGUUUUAUGUGAAGUCCAGUGUCAGUCCAGAUGACCAGUUCCUGGCCAGUGGUUCAAGUGACCAUCAUGCUUAUAUAUGGAAGAUUUCAGACCCGAAACAAGCUCCCAUGAUGCUUCAAGGCCAUAGUCAGGAAGUCACAUCAGUGGCCUGGUGCCCCACUGAUUUCACCAAGAUUGCUUCCUGCUCUGAUGACAACACUGUUAGGAUCUGGCGCUUGAAUCGCAGACCAGACGGCGAAAACUCAUCGAACCGAGAUCCAAACCUCGUAGGCUGGACACUUCGUAAAAUCCAGUCACCACCCAGAGCACCUAGCCCUUACAGCCCUGUUGAAGUCACUCCAGCCAAAGGUCCUGGAUCCGAGAGGGUCAUCUCUCUGUCUUCACCCCAGCCUGCUGCUUGCGCCCCCACGGGUGCUGAUUUACCCCUGCCAUCAAACACAUCUGCACCUUCAGCCAAGGUCAGCAGCCCCAAAAUGCCCUCGUCCAUCCAGCAGUGGAUCAGCCGUGGUGUAUCUCCCCUUCGUAAGGUGCUCACACCUGUCCUCCAGGGCCCUUCCUCUGAACGCCGUGCAAAGCGACGACUGGAAACAGGUGAUGGGUCUGGUUUGGGAGAGGAGAGUGACGGGGUGUCUGAACUGUAUCCUGAUGUAAAGAGGAGCAGGAUUUCAGAAAGCACACAGAACGAGAAAGCUGAUCUGUUCAGUUUGCAAACAGAGGAGAGGCUCAGCUCGGCUGGACAAGCUGGCACUGGCAAAGAGAACAGCUCUCCGAGGACUGAUUGGCUUUCUGUGAUCAGCCAGAGAUUUAAAGGAUCAGCUCAACCAAAAAGCCCCAACGGCAGCAGCAAACGACACGAUGCAAGAACACCGAGCUCUCCAGCAGCAGUAUCACCAUGUCCAAUAAGAGUCGUCUCUCCACCACCAACCAAGAAAGCAUCACCAUCCAGACCCAUUAAAAAAAUCUCUUGCUAUUUUGUGAAAAGAAGCCAAGACUGAUCAGUGUGGCAAGAUCUCCGAGUCUGUCUCAUGACAUAUCUGUUUUUAAGUUCAGGUCUGUUUUUUUGAGACCAAGAUUAUGUAUUUAUGUAUGUGAUGUGUGAUGAUGUGUAUAUAAUCUUUUUUAUCCAUUUUUUUUUAAAUAUGUAUAAGUUUCAAAAAGGGUCAUAGUGAUGAUCGUUUUGGUAAAGUUACGAAACUUGUCAUUCGACAACGCAAUAAAACUCUACAAGUUU